This is a messenger RNA of Rhagoletis pomonella (apple maggot), 459 nucleotides long. RefSeq lists its product as uncharacterized. The transcript has a single exon. The record is from RefSeq and is a predicted model, not a curated record. Lineage: Eukaryota; Metazoa; Arthropoda; Insecta; Diptera; Tephritidae. The coding region runs from base 1 to 459 and encodes 152 amino acids.
AUGAUUGAGGCAACGAGCUCCCCUAUCAUUACGGAGCCACCAACAAUUCCUGCAACUGCUGUGUAUCCGGUUCAUAGCCUUCCACCAAUUAAACUACCACCUUUCGAUGGGUCAUUUUUGCGCUGGUACCCCUUCAAGGAUUUAUUCACGUCGAUCAUCAUCAAAAAUCGAGACUUGUCAGACACGCAGCGCUUGCAGUAUUUAAAGGACAGUCUCAUUGGCGAAGCGAAAAACUCACUGGAUAACAUUGCUACAACAGACGGUAACUUCACUGUCGCCUGGUGCUUGCUGGAGCGCAAAUUCGACAACAAACGCAUCAUUAUCAAUGCACAUCUAACCGAAAUUACAAAUUUGCCACCGAUACGAAGAGAAUCCGCCGCCAAUUUGCGAUCAUUGAUUGACAGUGUCACCGCAUCGUUACGAGCAUUAGAACAACUUGGCCGUCCGGUAGCUCACUAG